AUGAACGCCAAGAACAAGGCCGGUCCUGAAAAGUCUUUGCAAAAUCUUACCCUUUCCGAUCUUGUCUUUUCUUCUCAAGCAAACCAUAACUUCUCCCGCAUCCUGACGGACCUCAAAAAGUCCAAUCUUUCCAUCACGAAUCGCCUGCAAUCAGUCAAGCAGGAUGCAACAUUUGUCGCGCAUGUGGCUUCGGCAUAUGGCCGUCCUCUGAUCGCCAACGAGCGCUGCGGCAGCUGGUAUAUUCCCCCUUCAUCAAAAGGUGGCUCUGCCUAUUUCAAAAGCACAGAUGGCCAUGCUGGACAAUGGAAGUUCUCGACAAGGCGGCUCAAUUUGCACUUGUUGGAUACCAUUGGCAAAAGGGACGGCUGCAUCAUUGUGGACUCGACAAGGCGUGGCAAGCGCAUGCCCGAUGCCUUGAGCAAGACCAUCCCCAUAUGGUGUUGUGUACUCAACCGCGUACUCUUCCCCAAAGAUGAAGCCAGACAUGGCUUACAUACACCGCCCAAUGCAGUCUCGGCCUCUGAGCACGCUCAGAUGGAAGCUCGUAUACCCGAGUUCGUUGAGUCAUUCAGCGGCCUCGGGCUUGACAUCACAUCGUUGCAACAGAUUACGAAACCUCUCCGGCCCAUGUGGAUCACACAAGACACGCAACUUGUCGAAACAGACACCAUAUUUGAAGAUUACCAUCCAGUGAUCUGCUGUACGAGUUCGCGGCGAGUGGUGGGUACGGAAAUGAGUGAAGGUGGUUAUAUACAAGGUGCGGGCGAUGACACGGAGAACUGGGCGCAUGGCUUGACUGCACCCAUCUUCUGGGCCAACGCCGAGCAGUUGCUCUCAGCUCCCGAAGCAGAGCUCCCUGCCCUUAUUGAAUCGCUCGUAGAUGCAGUGUCCAAAGAAUCGACUGCACAAAAGCCACGACAAGUAGCACCUUGCUUAUUUGUUGCGCCGCUUACACAGGUAUAUGCUGCUUCCGAGUACAGCUGUGUUAUAUCUCUUUUGCCCAAAACUACGGAUCAAUCGGCGUGGGGGCAAAGUCCAGUGCAGAUGAAAGUUGGUCUUGGUAAGCACAAGGUUGCAAGUCGAAACUUGCGGUCUGCCCUGCCGCAAAUCUGCGAGUUUGUCAAGUCUGCUCUUGCAGCUUCAGAAAAGUGUGAACCAAAGGUACUCGUCCUCUGUGAGACUGGCAAAGACUUGUCUAUAGCAGUAUGUUUGGCACUGCUAUGCCAGUUCUUUGAGCAUGAUGGAAGCUUUAGCAGCUCAGAGGAGAGGAAAGACGUCAACAAAAAUGUCAUCAAGAUCAAGCUGAGUCGGAUCAUGACGGCGUUUCCCGAAGCCAAUCCCAGCAGAGCGACAUUACAAAGUGUCAACAGCUACUUCAUGGGCUAA
Pestalotiopsis fici W106-1 is the source of this 1386-nucleotide messenger RNA. RefSeq lists its product as uncharacterized. Gene Ontology annotation, molecular function: tRNA adenosine(64)-2'-O-ribosylphosphate transferase activity. Gene Ontology annotation, cellular component: cytoplasm. The coding region runs from base 1 to 1386 and encodes 461 amino acids. The record is from RefSeq and is a predicted model, not a curated record. The transcript has a single exon. NCBI's taxonomy places the organism in Eukaryota, Fungi, Ascomycota, Sordariomycetes, Amphisphaeriales, Sporocadaceae. Gene Ontology annotation, biological process: charged-tRNA amino acid modification.